This is a messenger RNA of Lycium ferocissimum, 852 nucleotides long. Its product is annotated as precursor of CEP14-like. The record is from RefSeq and is a predicted model, not a curated record. Bases 200 to 472 code for a protein of 90 amino acids. The transcript has a single exon. Gene Ontology annotation, biological process: cellular response to nitrogen starvation; response to osmotic stress. Lineage: Eukaryota; Viridiplantae; Streptophyta; Magnoliopsida; Solanales; Solanaceae.
CUUAUUCCUCAAAAACUCCAUAUAUAUAUACGUAUACUUCAACCUACCCCUUUCCCAAUCCUCUCAAUACACCUUCCUCAAAAAACCAAAACAACAAGAGAAAAAAACAACCCCUAUUACCUGCAAAACAGAGUCUUCAAAAAUACACCUUUAUUUUUACACCACUUUCUUGAACACACACCUAAAAUUUACAAACAAAAUGACUGUUUCAAAGAUUUCUUCGUCCAUUUUCUUGAUACUUGUAUUGGUCUUAGCUUCCUUUUCUUCCUCAGCGGAAGCAAGAAAGUUAUUGAAAGUUGCAAGUUUGGAGGACAGGUUAUAUCUAAAUGCCCUGCCUAAGGGUAACGUCCCAGCUUCUACACCUAGCAAGAAAGGUCACUCUUAUACAACCGAUGAAAAGCUUAUCGCUCGUCACCUUGCUGCCAUUGAUCGGAUUCUCCGGUCAGUUCCUAGCCCCGGAGUUGGCCAUUAAUUAAAUAACAGGCACGCGGUCAGAGUCUCGACUCCUUCAACUCAUGUUCUACACAUAUAACCUUUUUUUGUUUUUUUAGGGGGGUUUUCUUUCUAUUUUUUAUUUUACAGUUUUGGAUUCAUUUUCUUGAUGGAGGAAAUUAAAUUAGGUCAGGAUUUGUAAACACAACAUAAUGGAAAAAUGUACAGCUGGAGAGUGAUGGUAUACCAUUUUUUAUUUAUAUUAUAUUAUUUUGGAGCUGUACGCAACUUAUACUUUUGAUUUUUUUUUUCGUUGUUAGGAUGAUUUGAUCAUUGGUUCAUUUAUUUCUAGGUGGAAUAAAAAACGUACCAUGAAUCACGAGUCUGUAUUUUUUGAUUGAAAUGAAAAUAUUACCAUUU